CAGUCCAUGGGGUCGCAAAAGUGUGGGACACGACUUAGCGACUAAACAAUGAUAACAGCAAGGGUGGUCGAGGAGAAGUUGCUGGAUGGGCCAACUUCUGGCCAGAGCUUUGAGCCUGAGUGUCCUGACCCUCCAGCUAUGAUGGGAGCCCAACCGGAGCAAGCUCAGAAGCCCAGCUUGCGGGUCCAGAACCUGUUUAAGAGGGUCAAGGCCUUCUUCACCAAAACUGGCCCCCCAGCCCCACCCCCAGCCCCCUCCCGGAACCUGGGCUGUACCCAUGUAUACGGGUACGUGUUUGGGCACCUGGGGGAAAGAGAACCGGAGCAUCCCCCAUCGCAGCAGGUGAGCUUGGGAACCACAGGCCCUGAAGAAACUGCAGCUGGAACUGCAGAGGGAGAAGGUCGCCCUGCCCACCCUCUCUGUAUGGCCCACUCCCCUCCAAGCCGGCCUGGGUAGAAUGCCACCUGGAAGCUGUGGGGACCAGGGCAAGCCUUGGACUGGAGCCGAGGGGGAGGGCAGGUUCUAGAGAUGUGUCAGGAAAAGGACCACCAGCCUGGAUGAGUGUGGGUGGGAGCUGGGUCUGUCCUGCAGGUGCUGGACACAGGGGAGCAGCUGAUGGUCCCCGUGGACGUCCUGGAAGUGGAUAAUGAGGGAGCCUUGUGGAAGUUCCUCCUCUCGGGAGCCAUGGCUGGGGCAGUGUCUCGCACGGGCACGGCCCCUCUGGACCGUGCCAAGGUGUAUAUGCAGGUCUACUCCUCCAAGAAGAAUUUCAUGAAUCUGCUGGGAGGUCUCCGGAGCCUGAUCCAGGAAGGGGGCAUCCGUUCACUCUGGAGGGGCAAUGGUAUUAACGUGCUCAAGAUUGCUCCAGAGUAUGCCAUCAAGUUCUCUGUCUUCGAACAGUGUAAAAACUACUUCUGUGGAGUGCACGAGUCCCCACCCUUUCAGGAACGUCUCCUCGCCGGCUCUCUGGCUGUGGCCACUUCCCAGACGCUCAUCAACCCCAUGGAGGUGCUGAAGACGCGGCUGACCCUGCGCCGGACUGGCCAGUACAAGGGGCUGCUGGACUGUGCCAGGCAGAUCCUGGAGCAGGAGGGCACCCGCGCCCUUUACCGCGGGUACCUCCCCAACAUGCUCGGCAUCAUCCCGUAUGCCUGCACCGACCUGGCCGUCUAUGAGAUGCUCAAGUGUCUUUGGCUGAAGUCAGGCAAGGACAUGAAGGACCCUAGUGGCCUGGUCAGUCUAUCAUCUGUGACACUGUCCACCACCUGUGGACAGAUGGCCAGUUACCCGCUGACUUUGGUGCGCACCAGGAUGCAAGCCCAAGACACUGUGGAGGGUUCGAACCCCACCAUGUGUGGAGUCUUCCGGAGGAUCCUGGCCCAGCAGGGCUGGCCAGGGCUAUACCGAGGCAUGACCCCCACAUUACUGAAGGUGUUGCCUGCAGGCGGCAUCAGCUACGUGGUGUAUGAAGCCAUGAAGAAGACCCUGGGAGUAUAAGCAGUGAACUAGGCGACAUACCCUGGGCAGAAAUGGAGGGGAAGAUCCAGUGUCCCCUGGCCCCAAAGGGCCUUCCAGGCUUGGGACCGAGGGCAGAUUUGUCAGGAGAAGCAGGCUGGUUGCUGGGUCAGAAAAUUCCUGGUGCCUCCUCUCCUGGGUGCAGCCUGGGACUAGUCUGGACUCCAGUUUGGCUUGCUGCGACUUGUCCUGAUUCCAUGGCAAAAGGGUGAAUGUGGAAACAAUGAGGAAUAAACAGAUGGCUUCUGCUG
Cervus elaphus (red deer) is the source of this 1766-nucleotide messenger RNA. It is a transcript of the gene SLC25A41, whose product is annotated as solute carrier family 25 member 41. Gene Ontology annotation, biological process: transmembrane transport. The record is from RefSeq and is a predicted model, not a curated record. Lineage: Eukaryota; Metazoa; Chordata; Mammalia; Artiodactyla; Cervidae. The transcript is spliced from 7 exons. Bases 616 to 1497 code for a protein of 293 amino acids. Gene Ontology annotation, molecular function: ATP transmembrane transporter activity.